AUGCACUGGCCUUUCCAGAGCAUAGCAACCGACACCGUCUCCAUCUUCACCGCGCCCGCACCAGAGCUAUUCCGCCGCGGGACCUGGCAGCCCCCCAAAACCUACGACAGCGACAAGGACAGCGCGGCCAGCACUCGGCGGGGCAGCACGCUGAUCCCAGACUAUGUGGUCAACUUCAUCCGUGGCGAGACCCCUGAAAGCGUGGCGCGGCGCAAGCAGAAUGGCGGAAACCGCGGCAUGCGCGCCGUGGACAUUACCCACCAGCACAGGCCGCAGCGGUCGCAUAUGGCGCUCAUGAUGCUGGCCGACGAUGUGGAGGCUGGUGAUGGCGGUGGCCGUCGUCGUGGGGACGGGGACGACGCGCAAAGCCACGUCACGUCGACGAGCACGACGACGGAGCUGCAGCAGAUCCUGCGCGACGGACAGAGAAGCCGUGGUGGAUGGCGGCGGGUCACAACUGGCUGGCGGAGCGGUGUGCUGCUGAGUCUGGUCUUGGUCCUUGUCAUGCUCAUUGCCGGCUUCGUCUGUCUGGUCAUUGCAGGGACCAAGAUCACCUCCCUGGCCGGGCCUAUGGACCUGUUCACAGGUUCCUGCUCGGCGGCUGCGACGCUCAACUGGGGCCUGCACGCUCUCAUCAACGUCGCGGUGGUGGUCGUCAUCGUCGGCGCAAAUUAUGCCUUCCAGGUCCUGAGCAGCCCGACGAGAACCGAGGUGUCUGAGGUGCACGAGAACAGGAAGUGGCUGGAAAUUGGUGUGCCUUCGGUCCGAAACUUUUGGUAUGUCGGGCGAGGAAGGGCUUUUCUCGCCAUGGUCCUCCUUGCCGUGGCCGUCAUGACCCAAAUAAUAUAUAAUUCCUUAAUCUUCACCACCACAGCCGGCACGACCUACGACCUCAUCGCCGUCGAGCCAUCCUUUCUCACCGGCGCCCAGUUCAGCAAUAGCUCCUCGUCCAAUGCCGCAGCGCUCUCGCGGGCCCAGCUGCUCGACCUGCAGAGUCUCCUGGCCAGCGGCGGUGGUGCGCUCACCAACCUCACCACGACGGCCUGUGUCGAUCUCUUUGACGACACCUUCAACGCAGAGUACUCGAAUAUCAUCCUCUCCACCUCUGACGACAACUCCCUCGUCGCAACGGCCCAGGCUGGGUUCGGCGCCAACAACACCACCACUUCUGCGUCAACCCUCAUCACCACCACCGCGACAACAUCCGGCGUGGAGAUCCUCGUCGAUGGCUCGUCCGUGUCCUACUGUCUCGCUGAGCGCACCGCAUCGCCCACCUGCACCGUCAACCUGAACCCGGCCGUCUUCGCCACCAUCCUCGGGCUGAACCUGGUGACACUGCUCCUUAUGGGCGCGACGCUCCUCGUGCACCAGCACUCCGACCCCCUCGUCACCCUCGGUGAUGCCAUCGCCUCCUUCCUUCGCGAGCCGGACCCCAGCACGCGCGACAACGCCCUCGUGACCAGGGAGAACCUCCGUCUGGGGCUCGGCGGCUGGGGCUUCACCGAGGGCAAAUACUGGUCGCCCACACGCACGCCGCUGUGGCUGUCGGCGCCAAGUCUGGCGCAGUGGGCCACCGCAGGCUCCUGGUGGCUUGUGGCUACCGCCUUGGCUGCCGCGGCGCUGAUCCUCACCGUUGUCACCGACAAGACCGGCAACGUUCACGGUCUCAGCCCUUUUGGCAUCGCCACCCCACGGACAACCUAUCUCUUUACCGAGAGCAGCAGCACAACUACCAUCAUUCCAGCCGCCGCGCUCGCUAUCGCCGUAUCUACCCCCCAGGUCCUACUCGCGGGUCUCUACUUCAGCACAAACGCCCUGCUGACCGCCUUCUUCCUCUCGCGCGAGAGCAGCCUGUACACCCAGCGACCAGGCCGCAACGGUGCCGCACCCCGUUCCUUACGCGUCAGCGCCGACCCCGUUGGGGUCCAGGCUACAAGCCUGUACCUGACGCUCCCGCGGCCCGUGUCGUGGGCGCUGGCAGUCUGGUUCGCUGCCAUGGGCUUCGUGCUCUCCCAAUCGUGCUUCGUCGUCUCCGUAGAGGAGAGCGAUGCUUCCUCCUCGAACCACCUCCGCGGCCUGGGUCUCAGCGGCACCGCCCUCCUCGUCCUCCUCGCCAUGCUCAUCAUACUGCUCCUGGCCGUAGCCGCAGCAGGGCUCCAGCGCCUCCCACCGUCGCAGAUGGCCGACGGGCGCGCCACAGGCAACCCGCUUGCCAUUGAGGGCGGGAGCUGCUCAGCUGUCCUCAGCGCACGGUGCCAUCGCAUGCCCGAGGAGGCGGGCGUGUGGAUGAAAAAGGUGCUCUGGGGCGUCGUCACCUCUGCGGGGGGCCAAGACGCCGGCAGCCACGUCGGCCACGUUACCUAUUCGGCCAGGGGUGUCGGAGAGCUGGACGGGAAUCGUCGCUAUAUUUGA
Cryphonectria parasitica EP155 is the source of this 2412-nucleotide messenger RNA. RefSeq lists its product as uncharacterized. Bases 1 to 2412 code for a protein of 803 amino acids. The transcript has 3 exons. The record is from RefSeq and is a predicted model, not a curated record. Lineage: Eukaryota; Fungi; Ascomycota; Sordariomycetes; Diaporthales; Cryphonectriaceae.